This is a messenger RNA of Tripterygium wilfordii, 1960 nucleotides long. RefSeq names its product protein NTM1-like 9. Bases 165 to 1715 code for a protein of 516 amino acids. Gene Ontology annotation, molecular function: DNA binding. The transcript is spliced from 7 exons. NCBI's taxonomy places the organism in Eukaryota, Viridiplantae, Streptophyta, Magnoliopsida, Celastrales, Celastraceae. Gene Ontology annotation, biological process: regulation of DNA-templated transcription. The record is from RefSeq and is a predicted model, not a curated record.
GACUGCUGCUUUGAUAAGGUGUUUUCAGAUCAAAAUUAAUAUCAACACAAAGACUUUGAUCAACGAGAGAACUUUUAAGGUCAAGAACAGAGUCUCCCCUGUUUCGGAAAUUAGUCCUGUUUUAGGAAGAGGAAUGAAAUAGAACUUCUUUUCAAAAAGAAAAGAUGAUGAGAGCGAUAGAUUUGGCAUCAGUAGGUGUGGUUGGAUUCAGAUUCCAUCCGACCGAUGAAGAACUUGUCGAUCACUAUAUGAAGCUAAAAAUGCUUGGACGUGAUGACGAGGUCUCAGAAAUUAUUCCUGAGAUUGAUAUUUGCAAAUUCGAGCCGUGGGAAUUACCCGGGUUGUCACAGAUUAACACGGAAAAUGAUACAUUGUGGUAUUUCUUUUGUCGCCCUGAUUAUAAGUAUACGAAUAGCAAACGAUUCAACAGAACAACAAAAGAGGGAUUCUGGAAAGUAACCGGAAAAGACCGUAUGAUCAAAGGAGGAAGAAUGAAAAAAGUUAUUGGUAUCAAGAAAACUUUAGUUUUCCAUGAAAAUAGUAACAAUCCCAAAGACAAAGCCAUCAAAACUAGUUGGGUGAUUCAUGAAUAUCAUUCAAAAGUCAAAUACCAGAGGGAGAUUGUACUAUGUCGCUUGAAGUAUAAACAUGACGACAAAACUGAUAUUUCAAGCAGCGAGGAAGGCGAGCCGAGUCAGCAGCAUUUAGUUUAUGAUCUUGAAAAUGGAGCAGACGACGAUAUAAUGGGCGAGGUAAAUAGGGCAGAUGGUUCACGCCUGGAUGAAAUAAUGGCUCAAUUUCAAUCACUUAUUGACCCCAAUCAGAAUUCCUAUACAUUUAGUGAUGAGUUGCUGAGGAGUAUGAUUGACACUCCUGAGCCGGAAAGGCCUCAAAUGUUUGUGAAUUCAUUUUCUCUGGACCAGGAUGCAUACUCCCAUGAAGGAGCUAGUUUGGCUGCAAUAUUUCGUGACUAUAGCCCAUCAGAGUCGUCAAGUAGAGUGCGCAUUCGCGAACGCUCACCCAGAUUUGCAGAUUAUGAGGAGGACAAUUAUAUGUUUGAAGCUCAAGGAGGUUUACCUUCUGAUACACUAACCAGCAAUUCACACAGAUUUGCAGAUUAUGAGGAGGCCAAUUAUAUGUUUGAACCUCAAGGAGGUUUACCUUCUGAUACACUAACCAGCAAUUCCCAAAAUCGAUCCCAAGCCGUCAUAGCUCACGAACCUUAUAGGGUAUUUCAGGCUGAUUUUGGUGAUUCAGUAUCCAAAGUAACAUCCAGGAUCAUGCAUCGUCAUAAACAAGGAGGAGGUUCUUCUACAUCACACAAUGAACCAGAAUCCAGAAACUAUGAAGAAGUUGAACCUCCUGUACCUGUGAGAUUUCAGGGUAGAUGUGAGAUGUAUUCCCCACCCAAAGCAGCAUCCAAAAACAAGGCCAAAGAAGCUGAAGGACAAGGAGAUACCGACGACCUGAAAGGAAGCAUGGUGGUGGAGUCUAAUAAGUCCUCUAAAAUGGCUGAAAGCAGCAGCAGGAGUUCGAAAUCUAAGUCACCAUCGCCACAGGCACCAGGUCGUCAUGGAAAGAAUUGGUUCAUUGUCAUGGAGUCAUCUCCUCUGAACCUUAUAGAAGAGCCACCACCAUCAGUAUAUAUAGCCAAAGUGGUUUUGGGGAUAUUUUUAUUUGUAGUUUUUCUGAGGGAGCUGAUGGUUCUUCACUGAGUAAUGAGACUUCUAAUAUUAAUAGCUAUGCGAGUCUCUGUGUGACUGUGUGUGUGACUGUGUGUAUAACUGUGUGUGUGUGUGUGUAUCUCUAUAUAUAUAUCCAUCCAGCAUGUCUGGAAUGCUGUCCACUUGAUGGAUAGUGAUAAUCAUCUUCGUAUUUGUCCUUACACUUGUAAAUGUUUCUCAUUGGAAUUUAUAUACUUGUUAUAUUUACACAAUGCCCUUGGAGAUGUUAAGUAAAA